Molecule: messenger RNA, 1999 nt
Organism: Haliotis rubra (blacklip abalone)
Lineage: Eukaryota; Metazoa; Mollusca; Gastropoda; Lepetellida; Haliotidae
Product: integumentary mucin C.1-like
Exons: 7
Coding region: 1-1956 (651 amino acids)
Source: RefSeq, a predicted model, not a curated record
AUGUUUUCCGGACUAUACAACAGGAAGUGUUUAUACAACGAGGGGUUUGUGUUUGAGACGAUACACAAACUGAAUCGGAAACUGGUGCCGUGGCAGCUGGUAUUAGCCGUGAGGAAAUUUGAGUGGAGGACUACUUUCAGCACGUGCUACAUCUACGAGGAGAACAACCCCGACGGCUGCAGCAGCCCUGAUGACCAAUUCGAGGGCUAUUGCUCGUUCUGUUGUGAUGGAACACGCUGUAACAAGGAACUCCCGCCUUAUGGGCCAGACUCGGGCGAUGAAACUAAAGACAUGAAUGACGAAGAUAGCAAAUCCGGGGGCGCCAAGUCAGCAGGACCGGGUGGCAAGUCAGCAGGUGGCAAGUCAUCGGGACCGGGUAGCAAGUCAACAGGUGGCAAGUCAUCGGGACCGGGUAGCAAGUCAACAGGUGGCAAGUCAUCGGGACCGGGUAGCAAGUCAACAGGUGGCAAGUCAUCGGGACCGGGUAGCAAGUCAACAGGUGGCAAGUCAUCGGGACCGGGUAGCAAGUCAACAGGUGGCAAGUCAUCGGGACCGGGUAGCAAGUCAACAGGUGGCAAGUCAUCGGGACCGGGUAGCAAGUCAACAGGUGGCAAGUCAUCGGGACCGGGUAGCAAGUCAACAGGUGGCAAGUCAUCGGGACCGGGUAGCAAGUCAACAGGUGGCAAGUCAGGGGGUAGCAGUAAGUCAAAGGAUUGCAAGACAUCGGGUGGCAAGUCAUCGGAUAGCAAGGGAUCGGGUGGCAAGUCAGGGGGUUGCCCCACUGUGAAGCCAAAACCACCGCAGACACCCCAACCACAAGUAAAAACCCAACCUCCAAUGACCCAAGCCCCAGCCACACGACCACCAGCCACGCCACCCCCAGCCACACGACCUCCAGCCACGCCACCCCCAGCCACUAACCCACCUCAGACACAGGCCCCACCAGCAACCAACCCACCUCAGACACAGGCCCCACCAGCCACCAACCCACCUCAGACGCAGGCCCCACCAGCCAACAACAUACCUCCACAACAACCAAUCAACGUGGUGCCAUCUUGUCACUGCCACGCUGAUAACAGCCGUGGGCAGUUCCGGACUGGACGUAUCUAUAAAUCUUCACAUUGGAGGGAUAUUGUUUGGCAACAGCGGAAACCAGAUGAGCCCAGCUCAAGUUGUUCCCAGUUGUCCCUGUGCCCAGCAGCAGAACAACGUCAAACCCGCAACAACAACAAUGCCAACGCAAGCGCCAAAUCCACAAACGCAGACCGCUGCUCCAACCACGCCCAAACCAACCGUAGGUUCAACAAAGGCCCGCGAUCACCGAUACCGUCACUGAGACCGACAACAGCAAAACCAACGAAUCCACCGACAACAGCAAAACCAACGAAUCCACCGACAACAGGAAAACCAACGAAUCCACCGACAACAGCAAAACCAACAAAUCCACCGACAACAGCAAAGCCAACAAUUAAAGUUGCUCCGAAAUUACCUACCACUGCAAGUCCGACUACACCAACUACUGCGUCAACCGCUUCAACUACAACAACUACAUCAACGACAACAACCACGACCACAACCCUCCCAACUACCACUGUGAAACCUGUUCAGUGCUACAAAUGCAAAGAUCUUUCUUGUUUCGACAUGAGCCUUGUGAACUGUCCAACUGACCAGCCCUACUGCAUGUCCACCAUCAGUCAGAGCGCAACAGGAGCCAGGAACUUCACGAGAGGAUGCGUAACGGAACAAGUGUGCAAGAACGAGUGGUGGCUGUCAACAGCUGGACUGGCCGACUGUUUUCUGUUGGACGGAUCUCCUUCCGGUUUCUCGGGCCUACCCGUCGGGAAAUGCAGCUUUUGUUGUCAAGGUGAUGGCUGUAACAAAGACGCCAUACCGCCGGCAGGGACAUUGUAUGACCCUAAAAGUAAGUCGACCCCUCAUCCAGAUGUACAUCCUUAGAAUACACUUGUAUGAUGUUUAGAAAUAAAUAGUGUCCAUCUCA